AUGAUUGUGUGUGCGUGAAUGUGUGUGAGUUUGUGUGUAUGUGUGUGUUUCUGUGUGUGUGUGCGUGUUGCGUACCGGAGGGGAACCCUGUCUCUCCGCACAAACCGAGAGACUGAAGCCCGGCUCGGAGCAUCAAUGAGCGGAGGACAGGAGGAUGCGGACGGUGGUCUGUGACGGAUCUACCAGGCGUGUGAGAAUACGGAGGACAUGAUUGUGAAAGCUGCAUUCAUUGAUUUUAUUGUCGGUAUUGUUGGAUUUUUUUUUCCACCGAAUGAAUGUGGAUGUGAAGAGAGACCUGCAAUGGAGCGUCGAUCCAGCGCGUGAGAUUUGCUGUCCGUCCGUCUGUUUGUAAGCUAUUAUCCCAGACAAUAAGACACGGAGAUUAGCUAUUAGACGUUUUGGCACCUCAUUAUUUCUGUAAGUUUUUAAAGGAGGCUUUGUUUUUAGCUACAUUUCUUUAUGAUAUGAUCAAGAAGCCAUUCUGAAUUUGUUAUUGAUGAUAAAGGAAUUACUGGUUACACAAUUCCUAUGCAGACAACAGGCCAUUAAAGGCACCAUAAGGAUUUUUUUUAUUUAGACAAUAAGUACUAGGACUUUCUGUCUGACAGAGAAGGCAGUCAUGUCAAAAAAUAAGAGCAGUGAGUCAGUGAAGGUGGUAGUUCGAUGCCGCCCUCUCAACCGGAGAGAGGAGUCCAACGGGCCUGCUGGGGGCAUCAUACAGAUGGACCUCCGGCUCGGACAGGUCAUCCUCAGAAACCCUCGAGCACCAGCCAGCGAGCCCCAGAAAACAUUCACAUUCGACGCCGUUUACGAUGCUAACUCCAAACAGAGAGACCUCUACGACGAGAGCGUGCGACCACUCAUAGAUUCAGUUCUCGCAGGGUUCAAUGGCACCAUAUUUGCAUAUGGGCAAACAGGAACUGGGAAGACGUACACGAUGCAGGGAGCCUGGUUGGACCCAGAGAAACGCGGUGUGAUUCCAAAUGCAUUCGACCAUAUCUUCACUCAUAUCUCCCGCUCGCAGUCUGAUAGGCAGUAUCUAGUGCGGGCAUCCUACCUCGAGAUCUACCUGGAGGAGGUCCGAGAUCUUCUGGAUCCUAACCAUGGCAGUGCCAGGGCCUUGGAGCUUCGGGAAAGUCCAGAUUCAGGGGUGUAUGUUCGUGACCUCACAUCAUGUGUCUGCAAGAGCAUAAAGGAGAUUGAGGAAGUGAUGAAUGUGGGGAACCAGGCAAGGGCGGUUGGUGCAACAGACAUGAAUGAACAUUCCUCUCGAUCCCACGCCUUGUUCCUGAUCACAGUGGAGUGCAGCCAGCCGGGUCCUGAUGGGAGGAAACACAUCCGAGUGGGACGCCUUAACCUUGUGGAUCUGGCUGGAAGCGAGCGCCAAGCCAAGACUGGUGUCCAGGGUGAGCGCCUGAAAGAAGCCGCCAAAAUCAAUCUUUCCUUGUCUGCACUUGGGAAUGUGAUCUCAGCGUUAGCUGAUGGACGGAGUGGUCACGUGCCGUACCGGGACUCCAAACUGACCCGGCUCUUGCAGGACUCUCUGGGUGGGAAUGCAAAGACAGUCAUGGUUGCCACUUUAGGCCCUUCUUCGUUGCACUACGACGAGACCCUGACAACCCUCCGCUACGCCAACCGAGCAAAGAACAUCCAGAACCAACCAAGAGUCAACGAGGAUCCCAAAGAUGCUCUACUGCGAGAGUUCCAGAUGGAGAUCGCUCGGCUCCGAGCGCAGCUCAACCACAGAAAAUGGAGGAGCAAGCAGAAGAAAGAGGGGCUAGUGGACGAAGAAGGAUGGGAGAGAGAUGAGGAGGAAGACACAGAUGGUGAGGAUGAAGGUGUGGAGGUGGAAAAGGAGGCAGAGGAGUAUGUAAAGCUGGAGGAGCAGAGGUUGGAGAGGGAGAAGGACGCCAUCAGAGAGGACCAGUUCAUGUUAGCCGAGGAGAAGCAGAGGCUCUUGGGAGAGAAGGAGAGGAUGAUGGGAGAUCUGAGGAAGGAGCAGGAGGCCACUGAGCAGCUGACUGCCAAGUACAAGGCGAUGGAGAGUAAACUGCUGGUUGGAGGGAAGAACAUCACGGACCACACCAACGAGCAGCAGAAGAUGCUGGAGAUGAAGAGGCAGGAGAUCGCUGAGCAGUCUCGUAGUGAGAGGGAGAUUCAGCAGCAGGUGUUGGCGCAGGACGAAGAGACGCUGGAGCUGAGGGAGACUUUCACUUCUCUGCAGCAGGAGGUGGAGGCCAAGACCAAGAAACUCAAGAAGCUUUACGCCAAGCUGCAGUGCAUCAAAGCAGAGAUCCAGGACGUGAACGACGAGCACGUGAGGAGCCGACAGGAGCUGGAACAAACUCAGAACGAGCUGACAAGAGAGCUCAAGUUCAAGUAUCUCAUAAUCGAGAACUUUAUCCCACCAGAGGAGAAGAAUAAGAUCAUGAACAGGCUGACCUUUGACACCGAGGAGGAUCAGUGGAAGUUUCAGCCUCUUGUUCCAGCUGAAAGUAAAUCCUCACAGAUGAAGAAAAGGCCGGCAUCUGCAGUUGGAUACAAACGCCCUAUCAGCCAGUAUGCCAGGGUCGCCAUUGCGAUGGGAGCUAACUCCAGAUACAGAGCUGAGAACAUCAUGUUUCUGGAGCUGGACAUGACCCCUCCAAACACCGCCUCUCUGGAUCGCUCGACAGAGGCAGAGCCGAACCAAAGUCACUCUGUGGACAGCUCGCCCACCAAGGACAGAGGAGUCCGCAAGUCUCGCUCCUGGUGUCAGACUCCAAAAUCCCUCACGUCCUCUUCCUCCAAUGUUUCCUUGUCGGCAUGUCAUACUGCCACACCCAUGGCAGCUCAGUAAAGCUUUAGUGGGGACUUUUUUAAUUGUUAUUUAUUUGAUUCCUUUGCAUCCUGAAAGACUUCUCAAUGAGGCCUACAGCUGGGAACACCACCUCUGCUAAAUCCUGACAGAAGAGCGACCACAUUUGAAGAAAUUUAACAAGGAAAUAAUCUUCUAACAGGAAACUAAACAACAUUAUGGACCUCUAAAACUCUGUAAACAAAACUUCCUCCUGUUGUACGGAUGUAAAGACCCCUAAGGACCUCUUCUUCCCUGCAUGAGCCUCAGAUCAUCCUCUUAAGAGCUGGCUUGAACCAGACUUUUCUGUGUGUGUGUGUGUUGGAGUGUGAGUGUGUUAUCUGUAAAUACAGGGCUGUAUGAUUGCCUGUUUGUGUUUCUAAAUGUGACCAAUACAGCCUGAAUUGCCUGUCAGAUAACGGUGUACAUAUUUCACAUAUUUGGGGUAUUUUCUGGGCAGGGUUUGUCUGUUUUCUGUGUGACAAAUGAAGACAAAGUAAUUCAUAAAGAUGACGUCCAUUAUGUCCAUUGACUGUUUUCUCAUGGCAGCCAUUUUCCUCUGGCAUCAUGCUCAGGUGAUAAACUCAAAUUAAAGCUGCUGUUGGUAGUCACAGAGUAAACAUCUGUUCAGAGAGAGGGACUUCGAAUGUCAAUACUAUCCCUCCAAACCAGAUUUCCUCUUAGCCCCCCAAAACAGAUCAGCAUGUGCAGUCAUGAUAGUGCCGGACUCAUAACCAAUCGGAGGACAUGGUGGGGGUCGCCGUGGGGGCCGCCCCUUAACCAAUCAGGACAGAGGAUUGGAGAUUAGCUAUGAUUGGUUCAUCAUAACGGGAACGAGGGGAAUACUAACAUUGCUUGAUACAAAGGCAUUGGAAAACGCAAAAAUUUUGCAAUAGUCUCAAAUUACUCCACUUACCGAUGAGUACUGAUGGACAUUAUGACCUUUUCUCCAAACCCAGCUGAAAAAAAGUAACUUUUACGUUAAUGUUACACCAUUGCUACCAACAGCAGGUUUAAGCUACACAGUGUUGUUCUCAUGAAUAAAAGGUUAUAAACUGUAUAAAGGUAGGAAAUCUGACAAACUGAUAUCACUUUAGUGUUCCUCAAUCAGUAACUGAAAAAAACAAUCAACAGUAAAAAUGUAGAAGGACACAUUUCAAAGCAACAUUUUGUGUCAACUGUUAGCUACAGUUGGACAACAGCUAGCAUUAUCAUUUAGGCAAAUACUGCUUAGAUGCUACCGUUAGCUAAGAAGAGGCUGUAAACUAGCAAUGCUGUAUAAUAGUAUCACAUGAUACAGUUACAGCUUUGAAUUGUAUUCCAAAUUAAUUUGAUAACGUGAAACUCCACUUCCUGGCUAAUGUGAUGUCUAGCUCAUGUAAUUGUGUGACUUUAUUUCCUCACUCAUUAAAUAUUAGCCAGUAAAUUCACUUUCUACCUAAUGUAAUGUUACCUGCCAAUUUACUGCUUAGCAAAAAACUUGACUGCCUAGAUAAUGUAAUGUUAGCUAACUUCCAAGCUAAUGUAAUGUAAGCUUGAAGGGUAUUUACUUCCUAGCCGAUGUCAUUUCGGCUCUGAAUUUUGGUUCGUACCUAAUGUAAUGUAAGCUUUUAGGUGGAAAUUCACUUUCUAGCUGAUAACAUGUUGACUAACUGCCUCGUCAAUGUAAAGUAAGCAGGACUUUCUUUUUCCCAGCUAAUGUAAUGCUAGCUUGGAAUUCCGCUUCCUAGCUAAUAAUUCUGUUCUGUUUUGGGUUCUUGCUUUGUUCUUGUGUAUAUUUUUGCUUGUAUGUCAAAGCACUUUGUACACCCAUGUUUUGAAGGUGCUAUAAAUAAAAGUAUUAUUGUUA
Molecule: messenger RNA, 4685 nt
Organism: Notolabrus celidotus (New Zealand spotty)
Lineage: Eukaryota; Metazoa; Chordata; Actinopteri; Labriformes; Labridae
Product: kinesin-like protein KIF3C
Exons: 8
Coding region: 620-2839 (739 amino acids)
Biological process (GO): microtubule-based movement
Molecular function (GO): microtubule motor activity; ATP binding; microtubule binding
Source: RefSeq, a predicted model, not a curated record